AUGUGCGCGCAAACAACCUUCACCUUACUUGACCACCUAAACAAAUGGAUGAGGUAUAAUAAGACACUGCACUCUGUAUCUCUUGACGCCAGCAAUCCUACAUCAAAGGCCGUUAAGUCAAUAACGGAGCACAACAUAUCCCUGCUGGGAUCGUUCCUAUCUCGUGUUCCUCAACACGUCCUCUCCAUCACUUCCUUCAACUGCGGCGCCUACACCAGGUCCCUCUUCCACCACGAACAACACAUCAAAUCGUCGUCGUCGUCAUCAUUGCCAUCAUCUUCGUCGUCGUCUUCCUCAUCGUUGAAACUGUACAUAGCACUGGACGAGCCAGACGGGGUGGCUGGUCUGAUGUCCAUGCAGGACUCGCACCCCUCACUCACUCAACAAAUACUAGCCUAUGAAAGUGUCGGUAAGUUGCUAUCGGACGCCUCAACCUGCUACGAUCGGGCCAUCCAGAUGGAGCCAAACAACAUGAAACUCCGAAUGGGACACCUCAGGAAUAAGAUCCAACAUGGAGAACUCAACUCUGUACUCAGUCUCACAAAUGGAAUGAUCGGCGAGGAUUCCUCGCGACUGAAAGAGUUGAACAGAUUCAGAGUGGAAGCAUCGUGGAAGCUGGGACAUUGGGAUCUACUGGAACAAUACCUCGAUACUGAAGAUAAGACAUCAACAGAUUGGAAUGUUGGACUAGGAAAGCUCCUGAUGGCUGUUAAAUCUAAAGAUGCGCAAAGUUUCCACCAUUCAAUGACCCCACUGAGGUUGAACCUAAUCAUUCCCCUAUCGGCGGCCAGCAUGGAGGUGGGCUCCUACAGUAGGGGCUACGAAAGUGUCGUCAGACUUCAUAUGUUGAACGAGCUGGAAGAAGCAGCCGCAUAUAUAUUCAAGAGCGACAAGAGGAAGACAAAGAGAGAGGAUCAGCUGGUUCAGACGUGGACGGCGAGAUUGGAAAUAUGUCAACCCUCCUACCGCACCGUAUCUCCCAUCUUGGAUCUGAGGCGCGCCAUGCUGUCACUGAUGCGCGAUAAGAAAGAUAAGAAAUCAUCGAAGACGGAAGUGACGUCACUGUCAGCGUCAUCAUUAUCAUCAUCGUACGGGUUGAUGCAGACGGCUCACAGUUGCCUGUUGAGUGCAGGCAAUCACCACAAAGCAGACUUCUGCAUGGAGAUGGCUUCGUGGCUCUGGGAUAGGUCCCAUCAUCACAACAACCACAACUUCAACAUCAUCUUCUCAACAUCAGCUUCAUCAUCAGUCCCAUCAACAACUUCAACAUCAUCUUCUCAACAUCAGCUUCAUCAUCAGUCCCAUCAUCACAACAACCACAAACAGCUUCUGUUGCAGCUGACUCGAUACAGUGACGAGACAUCAAGCUUAGAGGUGCACAACCUGCUGCAAAUGUUCAAGGAGGCUAAGGAGCUGAACCAGAAGUCUGAGGAAAUUUUCUUCUACAUGGGCAAGUUCUAUGAUAAGUUGCAGACCAACAUCAUUGAGGGUGAUAAUAAGAAGGAUGUUGAAGAUAAGCGAUGGUUGGUUUUCGUGGGCUUUGACUUCAUGCAGUCACUGACGUUCGGCAACCACUUCAUCUACCAAUCACUACCACGCCUCCUUACGCUCUGGCUGGACUUCACGGCAGAGGCGGGCAACUCGGAGGAAAACAUCGACAAGAUUAAUAAGGCGGUGAACACAGCAAGGUCGAGGCUGUCUUCAUUUCAACUCCUUGUCGUUCUACCUCAAUUAAUAUCUCGAAUAUGCCACACUAGAAUUGAUGUCUUCAAUCUUUUGAAGGAUAUUGUGGUGAAGGUGCUACGAGAUUAUCCGCAACAAGCCAUGUGGUUGAUGGUGGCGGUGUCCAAGUCCUCCUACCAAGUAAGGAGCAGAAAGUGUCAGGAAAUCUUUAACAAAGCUAGAUCUGUGAAACCCGAACUCACUAAGUUCCUUCACGACUCAACAAAAUUUGCAGACUUCUUGAUCGAGUUGUGCAACAAAGACCUGAAGGAAACAUCAUCAACGACGGUCAACAUAUCACACAUCUUCAAGCCACUAUUCAGGUUCCUAUCUGAUAAAGACUUGAGCCAGAUCUUGAUGCCUCUAGAGAGCCAGAUGACUCCGGUCCUCCCCAACGUUCAAAUCCCUGAGUCAGCAGAUCAAGUCCAGUGCACGAGGAAUGCAGUUUACAUUGCUGGUAUCGAAGAUUAUGUGGAUGUGCUUGUUUCAUUGCAAAAACCAAAGAAGGUGACAUUCAGAGGGAGUGAUGGCAAGAAAUACGUCAUGCUGUGUAAGCCUAAGGAUGAUUUGAGGAAAGACGCACGUCUCAUGGAGUUCACAGGCAUCGUCAACAGAUGCCUCAAGAAGAACUUCAACUCCAGACGGAGAAAUCUUCAUAUUAGAACCUUCACAGUGACGCCAUUGGACGAGGAUUGUGGCAUGCUUGAGUGGGUCCCUAACACGACGGGCUUGAGGCCGAUCCUACUCAAACUGUACAAGGAGAAGGGCUUGUACAUGUCUGGUAAGGAGCUCAAGUUACUACAGACUGCACCGAAAGAAAUAAUUGAGAAGAAGUUGAUGAUCUUCAAAGAAAAACUCCUCACUCGACAUCCACCCGUCUUCAGUGAGUGGUUCGUCAAGACCUUCACAGAUCCUGCUUCGUGGUACAGCGCGAGACUUUCUUACUGUCGAACGACGGCCGUGAUGAGCAUGGUGGGCUACAUCCUGGGUUUGGGGGACAGGCACGGCGAGAACAUCCUUUUCGAUUCAACCUGCGGCGAUUGCGUCCAUGUUGAUUUCAGUUGCUUAUUUAACAAGGGUGAGCAGUUUGACUACCCAGAGCUUGUACCAUUCCGACUAACCCACAACAUGAUCGACGCUAUGGGGGCACUGGGUUACGAGGGCAUAUUCCGGAAGUCAUGUGAGGUCACUAUGAGGGUGAUGAGGGAGGAGAUGGACUCCCUGAUGAGCGUCCUAAAGACCUUCAUAUUUGAUCCCCUGGUCGAAUGGAAGAAGCCAGCCGGUGGUAGGAACAACCCGAAAGAGACCGGAGAGAUCAGAAAUGAACAGGCUCAGACACACGUAAAUAACAUCGAGAACAGACUGAGAGGCUCGCUGAAGAGCAAGAUGAUUGGAUUUCCUCUGUCCGUGGAGGGUCAAGUUAGCAGUCUUAUCAAGGAAGCCACGGAUGAGAAAAACUUAUGCCAAAUGUAUUUUGGCUGGGCCGCCUAUAUGUAA
Molecule: messenger RNA, 3219 nt
Organism: Helobdella robusta
Lineage: Eukaryota; Metazoa; Annelida; Clitellata; Rhynchobdellida; Glossiphoniidae
Exons: 30
Coding region: 1-3219 (1072 amino acids)
Biological process (GO): telomere maintenance; protein phosphorylation; DNA damage checkpoint signaling
Cellular component (GO): nucleus
Molecular function (GO): protein serine/threonine kinase activity; protein binding
Source: RefSeq, a predicted model, not a curated record